AUGGAACAGGAUCUACACGAUAAUCAAAACAUGUUGUUAAAACGACGCCGGGAAGAAGAAGUGUGCGGCGGCGGUCAGGAUGGCGGCGGCCCCGACUACUUAUCAUCACUCCCCGACGCCAUCAUCGCCAAUAUCAUCACCUCCCUUCCCUUCAGAGAGGCGGUCAGAACUUCCCUCCUCUCCAGACGGUGGCGCAGCCUUUGGCAAUCCACCAGGAGCGUCGACAUCGACGAGAACCUCUUCGUGCAGAAAGAGGGAAACGUGGUGGAAUUCAUCCGCCGGUGGCCAGAAAUCUACGGCGGCGAGCCUACCAUGGUGAGUUUCAGGCUCGCCGUUUCGAACCCGCCGGAGCUCUGCCGGCCCGACAUCCAACGGUGCAUCGAUUUCGUCGUCGACCGCCGGGGCCUCAAGGCGCUGGAUCUCGACUUCUCGGAUCCUUCCUGGGAUACUAAUCGCGACACAAUACCCCAAACUACGUUGUUUCAUCUCCCCUUAGUGCUCGAAGACGGCCGCCAUUCGUCGCUGGAAACCCUACGCUCGUUUGCCUGCAAAAUUAGGGUUCCGGAAUCGAGAAAUUUCUUCUUCGCCAUUAGAGAACUCUUCUUAGGGUGGAUUGAGAUGGCGGGCUCUUCCCUGUGCGGUCUGGUGUCGAUGUGUCCGUUUCUGGAAACCCUAACCGUGAAGAGGUGCUGGAAUUUGGGCAGUUUGGAUUUGGCCGCACCAAGACUUAGGGUUCUUGUGCUCCAUAAAUGCACAGGCCUUGAUUACAUCUCCCUCACUGCUAAAUCGCUGGCGAUCUUCAAAUACAGCGGCGGCUAUACCUACCUGCAAUUAGAUUAUCACUCGAGUUUGGUGCAGGCCGAAUUUGACUUCCAGCAGCAGCUCCGGUGGGAGGAAGGAGCCGAUCCAGAGAUGCUGUACAACGCCCUGGUGGAAAUUUGGAGAGCCGAAUUUCUUAGUGUGUGCAGCUACAUGCUCCAGAUGGUGCAAAUGGCGGAGGAAUCCUCUGUGAAGCCACGCCUGUCGUGCUUAAGGCAUUUGCAUUUGAAGACGCAGCUGCACGUUAAGGAGUAUUUCGGCAUCACUUUCUUCCUCAACAGUUGCCCUAAUCUCAGGGUUUUGUCCAUCGACUUGAGCCCCUCCACACAGAUUUUCCAGAUGAGACCGCCGUACCGUGUAAGAGAGCAUCCAUUUGUGAGCAACUUGUGGUACCCAACGUGCUUGGAGAGGACGUUGCAGAGAGUGGAGGUGAAGGGCUUCAAAGGGGACGACGACAGCCAAAUUCUGGUGUUGAAAUUUCUGCUCAAGUAUGGUCAAGUGUUGGAGGCUCUGUGCUUUUGUGUGUCCAAAGAAGAAGCUGCUGCAGAAGAACAAAAUGUCCGAAAGUUUAUGGAGCAGUGCGACGAUAUCUGCUCCCCCAAUUUGAAACUAUAUUUACGCUACAAUUAA
Molecule: messenger RNA, 1449 nt
Organism: Andrographis paniculata
Lineage: Eukaryota; Viridiplantae; Streptophyta; Magnoliopsida; Lamiales; Acanthaceae
Product: F-box protein At3g62230-like
Exons: 3
Coding region: 1-1449 (482 amino acids)
Molecular function (GO): protein binding
Source: RefSeq, a predicted model, not a curated record